This is a messenger RNA of Plenodomus lingam JN3, 1020 nucleotides long. RefSeq lists its product as uncharacterized. Gene Ontology annotation, cellular component: cytoplasm. The record is from RefSeq and is a predicted model, not a curated record. Lineage: Eukaryota; Fungi; Ascomycota; Dothideomycetes; Pleosporales; Leptosphaeriaceae.
AUGGCUUCUACCGCGCCGUUAACAAGCCUGCCAAAAUCAAAAUCAACUCGCACAUCCAUCAGUACAGGCUCAGCAACAAAGGAGGAUGCAGCGCACGCCAACCGCAUCCACGGCUGGCAGAUACCUGAAGAUCCCGACUUUGUUCAUCCAGACCAUGUCAUCCCCCCGCCAACUUAUCCUAGGGCUGAAAACCUCAUAAUCGUUUGCUGCCAUGCCAUCUUCCUCCCGGAUGCUGGUACGACAGGAUUUCCCUUGCAUAGUCCUCAUGAUGAAAGCAAUUGGUUAUUAGCACCAUUUCAGAAGUCCAGUCAGGAGACCGGAAAGCCAGGCGAGCAUGAGACAUUUCUUGCACACGUCAAAGCCGGCCUCGAUGCACUUACCGUGGGAACAGACCAGGAGCAUCCGCCGUCCAACCUCUUGGUCCUCAGCGGCGGAGCAACGAAGCCUUCUCAGGCGCCUAUGAGCGAAGCGCGAUCCUACUACCAUGCUGCCCUGGCCGAAGAGCUAGCUGAAGGGCACUUGCACGGUGGCCGCGCUCAUCGUAUGUUCAGCAAAGGCUAUGUGCUGCUGGAGGAACAGGCGAUCGACUCCCUCCAAAAUCUUCUUUUCAGCAUACUGCUGUUUAAGAAAACUACCGGAAAGUACCCGAAGCAAGUCCGCGUCAUCACUCACGCAUUCAAAUCUGCACGUUUCUUGGAUUUGCAUGCUCCUGCGAUCCGGUGGCCAGCAGAUCGAAUACAGGUCCAAGGUAUAGAUCCAGUCAUGUCAGGUGCGGAGCUUAAAAGUACACUUCGUGGCGAGGAGCAAUUUGGCUACCAGCCUUGGAAGAUGGAUCCAUUGGGAUUGGGAGAAGUCUUGGGUGGAAAGAGGAAGCAGCGUGGAUGGAACGACAGCUGUCUUGCUGACCUGGAGGAGGGCUUGGAGGACAGUGUGAAGCAAAUCUUACGUGGACGAGUGCCCGAACAACUGCCAUGGUCUGCUCCAGAGACGCAAGGGAGCCACGAUAGUGCGGCACAAUAA